AUGUCUGUUGAUGAUGAUGAUGAUGUCGUUUCCGUUAUAACGGUUCUUAAAGAUGAUGAAGAGGACGAUGAAACGGUUUCUGAAACUGAAAUCGAUGAUAUAUCUGUUGGUGAUAAUGAUGAUGACGUUGACGAAAUGAUAGUUGAUGAUAAUGAAGCUGAAGCAGUGACAGUAGAUAUGACAGUUGAUGAUGAUAAUGAUGAAGAAGCGGUCGAUAUGAAUGUUGAUGAUGAUAAUGAAGAAGAAGCAGUCGACAUAACUGUUGAUGAUGAUAAUGACGAUGGAGCGGUUGAUAUAUACGUCGAUGACGCUAAUGAAGAUGAAGCAGGCAAUAAAACAGUUGAUGAUGGCCAUGAUGGUGAAGCGGGAGGUUUAAUAGUUGACAAUAUAGGUUGGACAGGAGAUGGUUUAACGGUUGAAGAAACUGAUAUGGCUGAUGAUGCUAUUGGUGUCAUCGCUGUUGAUUGA
Molecule: messenger RNA, 468 nt
Organism: Mercenaria mercenaria
Lineage: Eukaryota; Metazoa; Mollusca; Bivalvia; Venerida; Veneridae
Product: coiled-coil domain-containing protein 1-like
Exons: 1
Coding region: 1-468 (155 amino acids)
Source: RefSeq, a predicted model, not a curated record